AUGCCCUCUUUAUUUAAUGAGCAACUAGCUAUAAUACCAUCCGAAACCAGCACUAGGGCUUUAUGUCUCAUACUUCCUCCUAUAAGGACUAGAGCAUUGGAUAGAUCUGUUAAGACAGCGCCCCGCCGCUCAGGUCCCAAAAUCAGAGCAUCGGAUAGGCUUCUUGAGUUAGCAACCCUCAGCUCAGAUGUCCACACAACGACAAACGAACUUUUAGAAACCAGAUACAACACCAAUAUCAAAUUUGGUUUGAGUUCUUCAGUGUCUGGCACCAUGGCUCCGGGAGCAUCACAACUCGGUUUUGAUUUUGGUCGCAGUCGGUCUACUAGGCCCAGACCUGACCUACGCUGGAUAAUUAAUGACUCUGGGAAUUUUAAAACUGUGGUCGUAUAUCAUCGCGUGUGGAUGGGCGAGUAUGACCCAAUCAUAAACUUGCGAGAAGAAGCCAUUCAAAAAAGUACAGAUACAGUUACACAGUCUCUUAUCGCCAACUGGAACGAUUUCACUGACCUGGACACUAAAUUUAUUGAAUCAAGUCCAAUAGACUGGUUGUUUCCCCUAAUCCGAGACUUAAAAGCGUAUUUUCUCUUUGAACUCGGAGAACUGAAAUAUAGGAUUCAAUAUUGGCUUGGGGUUUCUUACGUUCUUAUGGAUAUCUCGCAAAUCGAACAAGCUUAA
Messenger RNA from Botrytis cinerea B05.10, 678 nucleotides. RefSeq lists its product as hypothetical. The record is from RefSeq and is a predicted model, not a curated record. The transcript is spliced from 2 exons. Lineage: Eukaryota; Fungi; Ascomycota; Leotiomycetes; Helotiales; Sclerotiniaceae. The coding region runs from base 1 to 678 and encodes 225 amino acids.